Messenger RNA from Lizanozyma spartinae, 2124 nucleotides. RefSeq lists its product as uncharacterized. The record is from RefSeq and is a predicted model, not a curated record. Lineage: Eukaryota; Fungi; Ascomycota; Pichiomycetes; Serinales; Debaryomycetaceae. Gene Ontology annotation, molecular function: fatty acid binding; acyl-CoA oxidase activity; FAD binding. The coding region runs from base 1 to 2124 and encodes 707 amino acids. The transcript has a single exon. Gene Ontology annotation, cellular component: peroxisome. Gene Ontology annotation, biological process: fatty acid beta-oxidation using acyl-CoA oxidase; lipid homeostasis.
AUGACUUACACUACAAACUCUGUUGACUCAUUAAAGGGACCCAAACCCGCUGAGUCAUUGGCUCAGGAAAGAGCCUCGGCUGCAUUCGACCCAAGACUUAUGAAUGUCUUUUUGGAGGGCCUGGUUGCUAAGAGUGAACAAGUGCUUGAUUUGUUCCAACAGAUGGAAAGAGACGUGGUUCUCCAACCUACGUUCCAGGAGUACGAUGAAACUAAACCCGAUGCAAGAGCUCGUGUGGCUGCACGAAUCAAUCGGAUGGCUCGCUACGCUGAGUUGGAAGACUAUCAUCAUUUUAUGAGACGGUUGAACAUUGUGACUGCGUUUGAUCCUUCAUUGGGGGUUCGUAUCUCCGUCAACUUGGGCUUGUUCCUCAGAUGUAUCAAGGGUAAUGGUUCUGCUGCUCAAUUCAACUUCUGGAACGACAAACGUCAAAACGGUCUUAUCAAACAGAUGUACGGGUGUUUUGGUAUGACAGAAUUGGGUCACGGUUCCAAUGUUGCUGGUGUUGAAACCACAGCCACCUUUGACCUUGAAACAGACGAGUUUGUCAUUAACACUCCUCACAUUGGUGCUACAAAGUGGUGGAUCGGUGGUGCUGCCCAUUCGGCCACUCACUGUGUUGUCUAUGCUCGUUUGAUCGUCAAGGGCAAAGAUUACGGUGUUAAGACGUUUGUUGUCCCAUUGAGGGACACUAACCACGAAUUAAACCCCGGUGUUAGUAUCGGAGAUAUUGGUGCUAAGAUGGGUCGUGAUGGUAUCGAUAACGGUUGGAUUCAAUUCUCUAAAGUCCGAAUCCCCCGUUUUUUCAUGUUGCAGAAAUGGUGUAAGGUUUCCAAAGAAGGUGAGGUUACUUUGCCUCCAUUGGAGCAAAUUUCCUAUAUCUCCCUUUUGCAUGGUAGGGUAUUCAUGGCUAUUGACUCUUACCGUAUCAUUGCUCGUUUCAUCACUGUGGCCUUACGUUAUGCCGUUGCCAGAAGACAGUUCAAACCCUCAAUCAAGAGACCAAAUGAAGAAAACGUUGAGAGCCAAUUGAUCAACUAUCCAUUGCAUCAACGUCGUUUGUUGCCUUAUUUGGCGUUGGCUUAUUUAAUGGCUGUAGGUAGUAACAGAUUGGAAAUUGAGCAUGAUACCUUAUUGGAUGACAUGGAUGAUGCCUUGGAUAAGAAUGAUAAAGAGGCCAUCAACAAGUGUUUGGUACAAACCAAAUCUGUUUUCAACGAUUCUGGUUCUCUCAAGUCUUCUUGUACCUGGUUGGCAGCUGAUUGUUUGCAUGAAGCCAGACAAGCCUGUGGUGGUCAUGGGUACUCUGGAUAUGCUGGUUUUGGUAAGAUCAUUUCUGAUUGGUCUGUGCAGAUGACUUGGGAAGGUGAUAACAAUGUUUUGGCCAUGAGUUGUGGCCGUACUCUUAUUAAGAACGUGGAAGAUGUUUUGAUCAAGAAUAAGAAGGUUGUUGGAACCAUGGCAUUCUUGAACGUUGGUGCCCAAGCUUUAGGAGAAACUGCUUUGUUAACUUCAGCAGAAGAUGCUGCUAACCCCGAGAAGGUGUUGACUGCUUUGGAAGUUUUAAUUAUUCGUAUCUCGUCUUAUUGCUUAGACUUAUUGAAGCAAAAUGGCGGUGACUGGGAUGCUAUUUCUUACCAGAGAGUAUUGUUGUCUAAGCUCAGAACUCACCAAUACAUGUUGGAGACCUUCCUUGUUGAUUUCAAGAAGGCUGAUGCUUCAUUGAAGCCCUUCUUGACCAACAUUGUCAAGUUGUACAUUUUGCACUCCAUUUUGGAAGCAUUUAGUUCUGAAUUCAUUGGCUAUGGAGUUAUCAAUGGUCCAUUGAAGAAGGCCAUCACAAACGAGUUGAUUCCUGAUUACUGUGCUAAAGUUAGAAGUCAAGUUAUCACAUACACCGAUGCCUUCCAAAUGCCAGACAGAAUUAUCAACUCUGCUUUGGGUAACUACGACGGUAAUGUGUACGAGAACUUCUUCAACGUUGUAAAGCAACAAAAUCCUCCACAAAAGGAGUUGAAGGCUCCUUAUAACGAUGCAUUGCAAGCCAUGUUGAAGAGACAAAGUUUGGAAGAGAGGGACAGAUUUGAGAAGAAUGAAGAAGCCAGAUCUAUUUUAUCAAAGUGA